This is a messenger RNA of Verticillium dahliae VdLs.17, 1338 nucleotides long. Its product is annotated as CFEM domain-containing protein. The record is from RefSeq and is a predicted model, not a curated record. The transcript is spliced from 4 exons. NCBI's taxonomy places the organism in Eukaryota, Fungi, Ascomycota, Sordariomycetes, Glomerellales, Plectosphaerellaceae. Bases 1 to 1338 code for a protein of 445 amino acids.
AUGAGGUUCUCACUGACAGCACUGUGUCUGGUCACAUCGUGUCUCGGCAUUGCCCUUGAGCGUUCGACAUGCGCAGCUACUGAUACCGCGUGUAUCUGCCAAGACAAGCCAUUGCAGGCCAGCGUGCAGGGUUGCGUGUUGCAGUCAUGCACCGUCAAGGACGCUUUAGUCAACCAGAACGUCACAGCGACCUCUUGCCAAGCUCCUGUGCGUGACCGCUCCGCCAAGUUCAACGCCAUUUCCACCUCCCUCGGCGCGAUAUCAACUACCGUCGUCGCUCUCCGAAUCGCCUAUCAGCAUUUUGCAGCCCCGACAAGCCUGGGCCGCGAUGACUGGUUCAUCCUACUUCUCCUCUGCGUCGGGCUUUCGUCAACGUUUCUCAACUCGUUCGGCUUCGUGUCGAACGGCAUUGGCAAAGAUAUCUGGACCGUGCCUUUUGAGAACAUUACGCGGUUGAUCCAGUUCUUCUACAUCCAGGAGAUUCUCUACUUUGCCCAGAUUGCCCUCCUGAAGACGUCCAUCUUGUUCUUCUACAUGCGCAUCUUCGGCCAUACCGACAUCAGAAAGUUUAUAUGGGGCACCAUGAUCUUCAAUGCCGCCUUUGGCGUCGUCUUCAUUUUCAUCGCCGCCUUCCAGUGCAAGCCCAUCAGCUAUUUCUGGACCUCGUGGGACGGAGAGCACCAGGGCCAUUGCCUCGACAUCAACGCCAUUGUCUGGGCCAAUGCCGGCAUCACCAUCGUCCUCGACUUCUGGAUGCUCACGCUGCCCCUGUCCCAGAUCACGACCCUGACGCUGCACUGGAAGAAGAAGAUUGGCGUCACCCUCAUGUUCUGCGUCGGCACCUUCGUCACCGUCGUCAGCAUCCUCCGUCUGCAGACGCUCGUCGCCUUUGCCAAAACGCGCAACCCGACGUGGGAUCAGUUCGGCAUCCUGACCUGGUCCACGAUCGAGAUCAACGUCGGCAUCAUCUGCGCCUGCAUGCCGUCCCUGCGCCUCAUCCUCGUCCACUUCUUCCCCCGCAUCCUCGGCAGCACCCGCCAGGGCACCUCCGACCUCUCGCGCUACUACGUCAAGUCUGCCAGCAACACGGGCAACCACCGCAGCCGCAGACACUUCGGCACCGAGUCACACGCUAGGAGCAGCAACCGGGAUCGGGGGGAUGCCGAGUCGGCGUCGUCCGACGGACCGGAAGGCGUGUCCCAAGGCAUCAUGUUCACCAAGAGCUUCAACGUCGACUUCCACGACGAGACGCGGCUUGUGCCGAUGAAGUCUUUGGACAGCCCUUCUCCUCCAGAUCCGACGCAUUCCAAGCCACAGGGCCCGGAGGACAAUUGGUAG